AGCAAACGGCUUGCUCUUAUAAAAUGUCUGAACAAAGCCCAACUCCUGGGCACAUUUUACAGAAUAUAUGUGAUCACUUGAUCUUGUCUAACCAUUCUGGACUAAAGACAGAAUCAGUAGCAAAGGAAAUGAAGCUGACUGCCGAGGAGCAGGGGAAUAAAGUGCAGUGGGCAGCUCUGCUGAUACUCCUGGUGAUAAUACCAACCAUCGGUGGGAACAUCCUUGUUAUUCUGGCUGUGUCACUGGAGAAAAGGCUGCAGCAUGCUACCAACUACUUUCUAAUGUCCUUGGCGGUGGCUGAUUUGCUGGUUGGAGUGUUUGUGAUGCCGAUUGCCCUCUUGACAAUCAUGUUUGAGGCUAUAUGGCCCCUCCCACUGGUCCUGUGUCCUGCUUGGUUAUUCCUUGAUGUUCUCUUUUCAACUGCCUCCAUCAUGCAUCUCUGUGCCAUUUCAGUGGAUCGAUACAUAGCCAUCAAAAAGCCAAUCCAGGCCAAUCAGUGCAAUUCCCGGGCUACUACAUUCAUCAAGAUUACAGUGGUAUGGUUAAUUUCAAUAGGCAUCGCCAUCCCAGUCCCUAUCAAAGGGAUAGAGAAUGAUACGACUAACCCAGACAACGUCACCUGUGAGCUGAAGAAGGAACGUUUUGGCAAUUUCAUGCUCUUUGGCUCACUGGCUGCUUUCUUUGCACCUCUUGCGAUCAUGAUAGUCACCUACUUUCUCACUAUUCACGCCUUACGAAAGAAAGCUUACUUGGUCAAAAACAAGCCACCUCAACGCCUAACAUUGUGGACUGUGUCCACAGUAUUCCAAAGAGAAGAAUCAUCCUUUUCAUCGCCUGAAAAAGUUGCAAUGCUGGACAGUGCUCACAAGGAUAAAACUCUACCUAACUCAAGUGAUGAAACUCUUAUGCGAAGAAUGUCCUCAGUUGGAAAAAAAUCAGCCCAAACCAUUUCUAAUGAACAGAGAGCCUCAAAGGUCCUUGGAAUUGUUUUUUUCCUCUUUCUGCUUAUGUGGUGCCCCUUUUUUAUUACAAACAUAACAUUAGCUUUGUGUGAUUCCUGCAACCAGACUACUCUUGAAAUGCUCCUGGAGGUAUUUGUGUGGAUAGGCUACAUUUCCUCAGGAGUGAAUCCUUUGAUCUACACCCUCUUCAAUAAGACAUUUCGGAAAGCAUUUUGCAGGUACAUCACCUGCAAUUACCAGGCCACAAAGUCAGUAAAAGCACUUAGAAAAUGUUCCAGUACAAUCUACUUUGGGAAUUCAAUGGUAGAAAACUCUAAAUUUUUCACAAAACAUGGAAUUCGAAAUGGGAUCAAUCCUGCCCUGUACCAGAGCCCAAUGAGGCUCCGAAGUUCAACCAUACAGUCUUCAUCAAUCAUUCUGCUAGACACACUUCUCCUCACUGAAAAUGAUGGUGACAAAACUGAAGAGCAAGUCAGCUAUAUGUAGCAGAACGGGCAAUCACCGGCUAAUUCGAGUUAAGGCGGAUGGGCAGGAUGCAAGUGCACCAAGACAAUGCAUAGAAUAAAUCAUCAUCUCCUGAAAGCGGGAGUUAAUACUAAGGUUGUUCAAUUUCCUUAUCUAAACAAAGUCAAAACAUGGACAAAGUAGUUUUAUAUGGCUAUGAACAAAAGC
Messenger RNA from Peromyscus eremicus (cactus mouse), 1634 nucleotides. It is a transcript of the gene Htr2b, whose product is annotated as 5-hydroxytryptamine receptor 2B. Bases 24 to 1448 code for a protein of 474 amino acids. NCBI's taxonomy places the organism in Eukaryota, Metazoa, Chordata, Mammalia, Rodentia, Cricetidae. Gene Ontology annotation, biological process: chemical synaptic transmission; G protein-coupled receptor signaling pathway, coupled to cyclic nucleotide second messenger; regulation of behavior. The transcript has 3 exons. The record is from RefSeq and is a predicted model, not a curated record. Gene Ontology annotation, molecular function: neurotransmitter receptor activity; G protein-coupled serotonin receptor activity. Gene Ontology annotation, cellular component: dendrite; plasma membrane.